This is a messenger RNA of Guillardia theta CCMP2712, 3336 nucleotides long. RefSeq lists its product as hypothetical. The record is from RefSeq and is a predicted model, not a curated record. The transcript has 10 exons. Bases 1 to 3336 code for a protein of 1111 amino acids. Lineage: Eukaryota; Cryptophyceae; Pyrenomonadales; Geminigeraceae.
AUGCGCAUAGCGGCGUUGCUCUGCCUCCUCGCGCUGGCAGGAGCGAAGGAAGGUUUUCAAUCAUGGGGUGGAACUUUUCGGUUUAGCAAGAUAGCAUGGAGGAGAGUGGUAGACAAUACAGUCACAUUCAAUCUAGAGGUUGCUUUCACAAGAAAGGUGGACACUGGUUACUUUAAAGGCUCCUCGCUGGACGGCUAUGCGAGGGUUGGAGACAGCAUUACCAUCACGGGUCAAGCAACGCCUGAGUUCAACUUCGGCGAUGAGACUCUUCGGCGGGAUCUUGUCAUCAAGGUCACUGCGAUCUCGGAGCAGGAGGACUGGGUCAUGGGCGAGCUUGACAUAACACAUACAUACGCUACUCCAAACGACAACGGGAACCCCUGGUAUGCCAGUUUCACAGGUUGCUGCAGAUAUUUCCGGCUAUCAAACAACGCCGAUGCACCGUGGGAGUUGAUCACCACUGUCGACUUGACUGUAGCCAAGGAAUCUCCACGUGUGAACAUGCUCCCAGUUGUUACGUUGGCCUCUCAGUCUGUCGAUCCUACCAAGACGCAGCCUUACUUUCAAAUACCUGCGAUCUCCCCAGAUGGCAGCGACCUCUCCCUCAAGAUCAUCGAUGGCAAUGAUAACGGCAAUGCGAUCAAGUUCGAUCAGAGUGCCGUCGUGUCCCUACCCCUCAACCCUUUCCUGACUCAAGAUGCCAUGGACUGUUGCGAUGGGAAGGCCUCCAGUUGCCCUAAAUACAUCAAGAACAACUUUGGCGCAUCCCCAGGCUGUCUGGGAAGAUUGUUAAGAACCGACAACGUGUUACCAGCCUUGACUGUUGAAGGAUGGUUUUACUUCACCAGCGUCGGAGGGGGGGUCCUGUUCACAGCAAACGACACGAGCUGUCGGCAGAAUUGCGAGGGAUCUCUAUUAACUAUCGCGGUGGACCCUUACUCCGUUAUUGUUGGACACAAUGUUUGGGAUGCAACAAAGAAUGCUCUGCAGUUCCAAAACGUGACCUUUCGGUUCGCUAGCAACCCCAAUGUCGGGACGAAUAGCAUGCAGAAUAUGUUCGUGCAUAUUGCAGUUGUGCGCAAAACCAUUGUAAAUUGCUCUUCGGAAAACUGUGGAGACUGGUACUCUACGUACAAGGUUUACAUCAACGGACAUCUUCUUGGCAUCCGCGAUUAUCCGCGUUGCAUAUCGGGACAAUCUUGCUCGAUUGGGUUGCGAAAUCGCAACUGCCAAACAACUCCGGCAACAUGCUCAGCCGAGUUAACGAUUGGAGAGUCGAACCCAAUUGUUGGACCACGACGUGCGAGCGCCUUGACUGGCCCAGGAGCUUCGUGCAAGACUCUCUCAGGCUCAUCCAUGUAUUGUGCAGACAGCAUGGGAAGAAAUUCUAGCAUCAUCUUCGGCAGUGCAAGCACAAUAGGGGCGUAUGGACCCUUCGAAGGGUAUCUGGACGAGUGGCGCAUAUGGAAUGGUGAACGUUCUCAAUCCGACAUCAAAGCUUGGUAUCAGAUCAAGCUAGACCCAAGGACUUCGGACUUCAAUGGGGAUCCAACGGUCAUUCUGGACAUGUCGAUGCAACCUAUGCAAAUCAACAAGAACAAUUUCGACAAGAUGUCGUUGUUGUUGGCUUCCUACAGCUUUGACGCCAGGCUCGCUACCUCCUCUACGGGAGUCACAUGUCGCAUUCCUGGUUGUAGGUUCUUGAGCUUCAAAUCCACAUUCCCCGACAUCGGCAAGAUGGAUCAGAGCUGGAUUGCAGCGUGGACAGCUCCAGUGAGCCCUCAGACAGGAAACGUCGUGAUGGCUGAUAUUGACAACACGGGCUACGUGAAGCAAGGGUCGGUCGCGGUAUUGGAUCCGCAAGGAGGAUGCAUGUGUGGAUGUCCCUUCUUCGUGGGGAGCCGGUGCGCCAUUGGCUCCAGCUACAGCAUCCUCCCUGGACUAUACCAGGUCUCGAUCCAGGUCUCCAGCUCACUAGUCAAUGGUCCUAGCACUCCUGUCGACUUCAUGCUGAAUGUUCUUGCUUCCACCUACGACUCGGGGCACAUGCGGCUGCUCAACAAGGAUACAUUCUGGGUAAACCAGUACAUCCCGGACAGCGACAUUGUGGGAAGCUUCAGGACACUUCAGUUAGGAGGAGUAGUCGAGAUGGUCAGCCCCUCGCUCGUUGACGCUCGCUCGUUGCAGUCCUUCUUGUACCCGCAGAUUGUGCAGACUUAUGCGAACUUCGAAAUCAAAUUAACCUUUGUUGGAUCUGAUGUGCAAAAAGACAUCAACGGAAACAUCGACACGAAGAACACGCGGGUCUCCUUCACGCUCUCUCACGCACCUCCCGAAGCUCAAUUCUCUGUCGUGACGGGAAUGAACCCCGCACAUAUGGUAAUGACGUGGACCCCUUGCGAGAGCGAGUAUGGACUGAACAUCUUCUGCUUCAACGCUGUCGAUCAACACAUGAUCGGGACGGUCUGCAGCGGUGGAGCCCACGAGUAUUGCAACAGCGACCUCACCGCCAACUGCACCUCGGGAACUUGCAGCACGUACAACCAGUAUGACACGUCAGCAUCGUCCAGAAUGAAGUGCGCGCGAGUCAACGUGGUUCAAGAUCCGGCACCCUACUUUGUGAGCAUGGUCCCGUCAUACAAGGAGUUCAUCGCCGGCAAGGAAGACGGCCUCAUCGUCUCAGGACAAGAUGACAACUGCUUGGACUCUGUGAGGAUAGAGAUCGAACCCUCCACCCCUCUCCCACCCGGUGCCAUGUUCGGCCCCCAAGAGAGAGUCUCGCUAGGAGUGGGCAAGGACUGUAACGGAGUGCAGCGAGUGUUCAAGUGGAAGCCGGACGUGAAGACAGGAGGCUACAACCGAACGACCUGCUUCCGCAUCGUAGACACUGGGGGCGACUCUUUGUGCAGGCCGCAGGCACCUCAGAGCGCUGUCACCUGCAUCCUCAUUCAUGUUUUGCGGUGCAAAUACGCCCUCCAGCAGAACCAGCGGCUCCUCGACAUCGCGAGCUCCUUCGGCAUCAGCUGGAUGCAGCUGUGGAGUGCUAACUUGGACCUCCACCAUCCCGACUACAUCCUCUACCGAUCGCAGGUGCUGCAGCUGGGGCACCUCUACCACGUCAAGGGGACGGAGACCAAGGAUGGGCUGGUGGCGCGAUUCGGCAUGAACCUGCAGCUGCUCCAUGAGCUCAACUACGAUCUCAUGUCGUCCAGCAGCCUCAGCGCUGGCUCCCUGGUUUGCGUCAUUCCCAACUCCUGCACCGGGAUGGCGUCGACUGUGUACCAGGGAAGCACACAGAAUGGGAACUCCCUCUCCUUCCCAUCUUCGUGGGUCUGA